AUGGAGAAGCGGAGGACUCGCACCGCCAACCCAUGCGAUGGCUGCUCCCUGCGCCGGGUACGAUGCCGCAUGCAAGGCAGCCCGCCUUGUGUUGAGUGCCAAAAACACUCUAGAGGUCCCAAGGGGCCACGACAAUGUACCUCCGAAAAGGUGGUACACUACCAAAACGAAAUUCGCCAAUCCCAAACCCUUUUUCCAACCUCACAAAACCUUGCAAGCUCCGUUAUUAUGAACGAGAGUGACCAGAUUCCACUGGGACUAUACCUUGAGUAUUUGGACAAAUUCCGAGAGUGUCUUACCUGCGUCUGGCCUAUACUUAAUGUCGAGGAUUUGAAGGCUCGACUCGUCCAGAAUUCUUUAGGGGAUCACAAUGCCUGGGCAUUGGCUGGCGCUGUCUGUGCAACUGUUAUUGCCCAGUUGCGACUCUCUCAGAUACGGCUGGCAAAACAAGACACGACAACUACAAACCUUAGCUCACUCGCCGACAGCUUUGCCCGGCAUGCUCAGCGUUUGCGAGAUCGAUUUAUUUAUCGACAAAACUUUUCGACUGAGUCUUUAUUAACAGCUUUUUUUCUACAUGUCUACUUCACCAUUACUGGACAGACUAGAACCGCGAUAAUGUACUUGCAUGAGACGAUUGCACAGCUACAUCUCCAAGAUUUACAUCUUGCCGAAACAUUAGCCAAUCUGGCGGACGAGCAGAAGGAACUGGCGCUCCGCAUCUACUGGCUUGUAUUUGUGUCUGAAAAGACCUUUUGUGUACAAAAUUGCUUUCCGACAUCACUUUCACCGAUUCAGGCUUUGCCUUCCUCAGAAUACCACAUCCAGGGUGUUGGCCAUCUUGACCCAUCUUUUCAACUCCUUACACAACUGUUCACGUUGCUUGAUAACAAUAUCAUCAUGGCAGGGAAUAGAAGAGGGGCUUGCAUGGAUGCAAGUAGUCUAGACCACCUUCAAUAUGCCCUGUCAGCCAUGGACAACAUUGCAGCUGUGGCGCCAAGGCUCCCAGAAACACAACGGGUCAAUGUCUUGAUGACAGGAAACUGGAUUAAUAUCCUUUGUUGGCAAUAUGCGCUUCGGCAUAUUCAAAUGUCCAGCCGCAGAGAUGCUGAUGCCACCUUUUCGAUACUGGAACCUGCUUCAGUUGCCGAGAAGGCAAUGCGGCUUUUCGCGUCCGUCUCCAGAGAAUCAAUCACGACCCACGGGUUUGGUAUGGAGCUCAAGGUAUUUCGUAUCACGGACGCAUUGGUCGACCUGCUAGCCUGCAAUAGGUAUUUGCUUGAUUCAACUCGGCCCAACAACGGAAGAAUGGUAGUGGGGCCGAGAGAUACGCUCUACGCUCUUCAAAACACAUUGCAUCUCAUUGGGGGCCCAGAAUCUUUAUUAUAUAAAAGACUUUUGAGAAUGAUGGCCGAGGUUGCGCUUCCUGUCCCGCAGGUCCCAGAAAUUAUCUAUCGCAAUAACGAUGCACGAAAAGAGGAAAAUCAUAACGAGGAAUAA
Messenger RNA from Colletotrichum orchidophilum, 1500 nucleotides. Its product is annotated as AflYd/sugR/sugar regulator. NCBI's taxonomy places the organism in Eukaryota, Fungi, Ascomycota, Sordariomycetes, Glomerellales, Glomerellaceae. Gene Ontology annotation, molecular function: zinc ion binding; DNA-binding transcription factor activity, RNA polymerase II-specific. The transcript has 4 exons. Gene Ontology annotation, biological process: regulation of DNA-templated transcription. Bases 1 to 1500 code for a protein of 499 amino acids. The record is from RefSeq and is a predicted model, not a curated record.